Diachasma alloeum is the source of this 4130-nucleotide messenger RNA. It is a transcript of the gene Pdk1, whose product is annotated as 3-phosphoinositide-dependent protein kinase 1. Lineage: Eukaryota; Metazoa; Arthropoda; Insecta; Hymenoptera; Braconidae. Gene Ontology annotation, molecular function: ATP binding; protein serine/threonine kinase activity. Gene Ontology annotation, biological process: intracellular signal transduction; peptidyl-serine phosphorylation. The coding region runs from base 419 to 2014 and encodes 531 amino acids. The record is from RefSeq and is a predicted model, not a curated record. The transcript has 3 exons.
UGUAAACUCAGUAAGCGAACGGCUCUCAAACGCCACGGAUGUACUUUUAAUUUCGUUCUUUGCGUUUUAUACAAAUCAUUCCGUCCAAUAUCAAACAAGUUAUUGGACUAUUAUUGCGGUUGCUAAAAUUCGGCGAAUUAUCGUUGAAAUUUUGAGAGUUACAAGUUGAACAAUAAAUAUCAAUAAUCUGAGUAAACGAAAACAUUCACAAACAAUUAGCGGGAGUUUCGAAUAUUUUGGAUUUUGGUUUCUUCAUCAAAAGUGGCUUUAAACAUACAAACUGGAUUCCAACAAGCAGUACGUGUCGCGAUUACAUCGCGGCUAUCGCAGGCUUAAAAAAUUAUUCAAGCGUGUGGCGAACCAGGCGCUUACCGUUUCGCCACAGCCGGCAGUGACGGUGGAGGAGCCGGUGUCAAAAAUGUCUCCACCCACUAAUGACAUGACCAACGGUGUUGUGGCUAAUCAAAAUACCAUGACGCCACGUUUACCAGCAGCACCAAAUACGGAGAUUACCACUGCUACUACCACGACAACGGUAUUACCAACGCAUAAACGCACGCCUAAGGACUUCAUCUUUGGGAAGGUCAUUGGCGAGGGCAGUUUCUCUACCGUUUACCUCGCAAAAGACAUUCACACGAGUCGUGAAUACGCAAUAAAAGUAUGCGACAAGCGAUACAUUAUCAAAGAGAAGAAGACGGAAUACGUCAAACGAGAGAAAGAGGUGUUAAACAUGUUGGCAGGUGCAAAACACUCGUUCGUACGUUUAUUCUGCACCUUUCAAGACGUAGACCGCCUUUACUUCGUUCUCUCCUACGCCAAGAAUGGUGAACUACUGCCUUACAUCAACAAAGUCGGUUCCUUCGACAUCGAGUGUACAAAAUUCUACUCAGCCGAGAUCCUUCGUGGUCUCGAGUACCUUCACGGUCUUGGUAUAAUUCAUCGUGACCUAAAACCCGAGAACAUUCUCCUUGACGAGAAGAUGCACGUACUCAUCACUGACUUUGGCAGUGCCAAAAUACUCAAGGAGGAUCCAGAGUUGGAAAGACCAAGUGACAACUAUGAGAAUCGAAUACAAUUAGCUAGACGUGAAAGACGCAAUUCCUUCGUUGGUACAGCGCAGUACGUUUCCCCAGAACUGUUGACCGAUAAAACAGCAUCAAGAGCUUCAGAUCUUUGGGCUCUUGGUUGCAUAAUAUACCAAAUGGUGGCGGGAUUACCUCCAUUUAGAUCUAGGAGUGAAUACCUCAUCUUCCAGAAAAUCUUGAAGCUUGAGUAUGAGAUUCCUGAUGGAUUUUGUGAUCUUGCCAAGUCGCUUGUGAGUCAGCUACUUGUGGUUGAAGCAUCUGGACGACUUGGGGCAACUGAUGAACAUGGCAACGGCUAUCCAAGCAUCAGAGCCCAUCCAUUCUUCGAAGGAGUUGACUUUGAGACUCUUCACGAGCAGACACCACCUCCAAUCUACCCUUAUCUACCUGGUACCUCUGAGCACGAGGAGUUGAGAUCACAUUAUCGAGUUCCUGAUCAUCUGGAACCUGGUUUGGAUGAUAAACAACUGACGAGGCUUCUUGGUCUGGGAAUUGGGGAGGACACUACUGAUAAACCAACACCUGCAAUCGAGAAACCACGACGAAAGAGCGGUUGCAUCUCUGAUCUCUCCCCUGAAGAAAUCAAGGAGCAACUCGAAAAGCAAAAGACCUCCAAUCCCUGGAAUCCUUUCGUUGAUGAUCAUCUCAUUCUGAAACAGGGAUUUGUUAAUAAACGAAAGGGAUUAUUCGCCAGGAGAAGAAUGCUCCUUCUCACCACUGGACCUCAUCUCUAUUACGUUGAUCCUGUUAAUAUGGUACUCAAGGGAGAAAUCCCAUGGAGUCCGGAGUUGAGGGUCGAGCCCAAGAAUUUCAAAAUCUUCUUCGUUCAUACUCCUAAUAGAACUUAUUAUCUGGAAGAACCGGAGGGAUUUGCGUUGGAGUGGUGCAGGACUAUUGAAGACAUGAGAAUUCACUGUUAUGGGCUAUAGGAAUGGUAAUUCAAGGGGUAUGGGAAAUGAUGAGGAGGGUAAUUAAGGAAUUUCAAAGGCAUGGAACUCUCCUGUUUUUUCCUUUUUUAAAUUAGCCAAUUGAGGAUGAUUAUUCAUUAUUCGUCAUUAUUUCGGGAAUUUUCAAUUUAGUCAGAGAAAUUAGUAAAUUGUCCAGGUGUCUUUUUUUAAAAUUAAAUACUGUGCAGUGGUGAGCAAAUUAUUUAUUCAAUGUUUGAUGGUGGUUCGUAUUCUGGUAUUCCUUUUUAACAAAAGAUGUACAUUUUUUUCGUUCUCGGUCGAAUUUUCGUAGAUCAAUUUGUUAACUGACUGCGCUUUAUUUAAUUAGGAUAUAAUCGAUGAUAAAUGAAAUUUAAGAGAAUCUUAGGAAGAAAAAAACAACAAUGUGUAAACAUUGAGUUGAAUCGGAUUAACUGAUUGAUUGUAAUUAGCUGAAUUCAUAAUUGCAGUUACUUAAAUAGUUUCUGAAUUUUCUCGUCAUUUCCUGAAUAGUCAAUUAAUCAAGUAAUUAAUUGAUUCAAUCAAAUAAUUCAUUUGAUAUAAAAAAUACAAAAAUAGGAAAAAAUUGUUUUCUGUUCAGUGUCCUGUUAAGUUAAUCUACGGAAAGAAACGAAUGUUUUUUUUCGAUCUAUUUAUUAUUUUCGUGAGUAAAAUUCGAUUAAUUCAUCUAUCAAUGCAAGUAGUAUUAUUUUACGAUUCAAGAGUUACAUUAAAUUAGAAUAAGGGAAAAUUGAUUGCUGUGGUUAGCACACAACCGAAAGAGGGAUAUUCAAUUUUUGACGAAAGCUAAUUCAUGAUUUUUGUAUAUAAAAAUGUUGUGUUCAAACAUUCACAGACGCCCAAUCCACGAUAAUCAUCGGGUCUAUUUGUUUAAAUGUGUAUAAUAGUAUAAAUUUUAUACCUAAAAUUAUAAAUAUACAUAUUAGACCAUUUUUAGCCUUUAAUAUGUAUAUUUAUACAGAUAAACAUGUAUUUAUUGCUGUGAAUAGUUAUGUGUGUGUGUGUGUGUGUGUGUGUGUGUGUGUGUGUGUGUGUGUGUGUGUGAGUGGAAAUUUAUCUGAAUGUAUUUAAACGAAGAGAUUCGAUUGGACAAUUUAAACUAUAAUUUAAAUAUCUCAUUUCAACGGUUGGAAAGACUUGAACAGGUUAUAUAUAAGGUUUACGAGGGAAAAGAAAUCUUGUAAAGUGCAUGAGAUAUUUUUUUUAUCAAGCAUGAGAUAAUUCUUCCAUAUUUUUUUUUACAAAUUAUCAAUUUCUUCUUUAUGCUCGAAAUAAUUGUGAGAUUCUUUUGAGUCGAAUAAUUGUUCUCAUUGCCUAGUAGCACAUCCAAAAUGACCGCUUUUGGUAGGCUACGCAGGGCAGGGGCGGGCUAGCUGGCGAAUUAUUAUCUUAGGCACUUUACAAAUUUUUAAAAUCUUAUUUAUUUAUUUAUACCUACAUAUUUAUGAAACUAUUUAUUUCCGUCACUAAUUUUUAAUGAUAUUUUUAGCUGAGAUGAGAUAUUUACAAUGCAGUAAUUAUCGUGGAUUCAGUGUAGAAAUUGUGUCUCGUGGAAAUUGUGGUAUUUUUCUACGUUUUAUGAAGAAAAUUUUGUGCGAUUUUCAGAAUGUGAGACACAAUUUUUAACAUGAUGGGGAUUUAUUUGAGUUUCUAGCCAAUUCGAACGAAUUUAGAAAUUGUACCAUUGGCCAAAAUGAAGAUAUAAUUGUGAGAUAAUUAAUUCAAGUGUGUGUGUGUGUAAUUUAAUACAGUUGAUUGAUUUUUGUGCAUUAGUUUGGGCGAAAUAGUUUUUCGUCGAUAUGAGCAUGCUUCGGCAACUGUAAUUGCAGUAUUAUUAUUAUACAUACGUAAGGUUCAUCUUUUAUUUGUUAAUUCAUAGGGGCUAUCGGAGGAUUUUUUCCGACAUUUUUUCGGUGUAUAUACGACAUUUGUAACAUCACAUAGAAAUGAAAGGAGGGGGAGCAAUCCCGGAAUUACACACAGGCAUGAAUUUGAUGAUUAUACAUAAUUGUAAAAAGAGAUUCUGUAAAUAGUAUGUAAAAACCAUAUUCAUGUUGAAGAAAAAUUUAUUUAUAGUAAAUUUUCUGGAAUACCACAA